AUGACGACAGUUGACCUCCAACAAACCGAAUUCCUAGAUGAACCAUUUUCAUUGGCCAAUGAUGUGAUGCAAGUCUUUUAUGUUAUGGACAUGUCAAGCAAACCGAAGAAGAAGAAGGAUGACAAGAAGAACAAGAAGAACACGAACGGCAACAAGAACGAUGACGAGGAUAAGUCAAGCGAGCAACCAAAGCGUCAUGUUGUUCUUAAGGGCAAGAGAAGAAUAGUUGGAGUUGAGGACGUAGUAGAUAAGGAAGCGUACAACCAAUUUGAUGAGCUCCCGCCUUUUGGAAAGGAUGUGCACAUCAACUUGAUCAAUGACAACAUUGAAGAACCUUACGUUCGACAUGACCAUGAAGAAGGGAUGCUUUCCCGCUGCCUCGGGUCUGACACCCGCGCCCUCCUCCCCGUCGUCACCGUCUCGUCGCCGUCAUCGCCCUCCCCGCCGCCGAGCUCCUCCCCGCCAUCGCCGUCGGGACUCCGGCCCGACGCCACCAUCCCCGCCUCCGAGCUCCUCCCUGCCAUCGCCGUCCGUCCCCCGCCACGGCGCCGCCCUCCCCGUCUCCACCAGCCGUUCCCCUGCCUCACAGCCGACGCCGUCCGUGCCGCUACCUCCUCCGCCGGCGCCCGUGGCCCUGCCUCCUCUGACGCCGCCCGUUUCCCUGCCUCGCCGCUAACGCCGUCCAUGCCGCUGCCUCCUCCGCCGCCGCCUGUGGCCCUGUCUCCUCCGACGCCGCCCGUGCCCCUGCAUCCUCUGUCGGCGCCCGUUCCCCUGCCUCACCACCGCUCCUGUCUCUGCUACAGGUGA
Molecule: messenger RNA, 807 nt
Organism: Panicum virgatum (switchgrass)
Lineage: Eukaryota; Viridiplantae; Streptophyta; Magnoliopsida; Poales; Poaceae
Product: formin-like protein 7
Exons: 2
Coding region: 1-807 (268 amino acids)
Source: RefSeq, a predicted model, not a curated record